CACUUCCCACCGUUCUCUGCUCCUUGAGUUCUUUCGGGCGGUGUAAAGCCUUUCUGACCCUUGGAAAGCUCACCGGUGGCCUCUCCUUUCUUCCCUUCUUCCCUUCUUCCCUUCUUCCUUCAAGUAGCUGUCGCUAGCUAGAGAGAGAGAGAGAGAGAGAUGAAGACUUGUGGUGGGGCAACCAAACUGGAGAGGAAGACAGUGGAGAAGAACAGGAGACUGUACAUGAAGAGCCUAUGCUUCAAGCUCUCUUCUCUCGUACCAAAAGACCAGUACACCAUCUCAAAGGAUACAUUGACACAAGAAGAUCAGUUGGACCAAGCAACAUCUUACAUAAAGAAGCUGAGGGAAAGGAUUGAAAGAUUGAAGAAGGAGAAGGAAAUGGCACUGAGCUCUCAAAGACUUGAUACUACCACUGGCAGGGUCUUGAGUAGCUUUAGAUUGCCGGUGAUUGAAGUAAGACACUCGGAUUCCAGCUUAGAGGUGUUUAUAGUCAGUGGGCUGAGCAAGGGAUUCAUUUUCCAUGACGUUCUUAGUGUCCUUGAGGAAGAAGGAGCCGAAGCCAUUAACGCCAGCUUCUCCAUUGUGGGCGACAAGAUCUUCUGCUCCAUCCAUUCUCAAGCCAUUUCCUCUAGAAUUGGUUUUGAAGCCCCAAGGGUACGCGAGAGAUUGAAGCAAUUAGUUUUGUAAGCAUCUUCUGAUUAAGAACUAACACAUAAGGUACUGUCACCAUACUUGUUCGUUCGUUGGGGAACUACUGAAAAUAAAAGGGAGAAAAUAUGUGGAGCCUUACACGGUAUGAGUCAAUGUACGUCCUCUUUGUUGUUUGUGCCUCUUUUUUUUUUGCUAAUGUACGUCCUCCAUGUUGUUUGUGCCUUUUGAGCGUUGUAACCUUAAAAAGAAAUUGUUGUAUGGAAGUUUUAUAUAAUAUCAGAUUAAUCUUGGUAGA
This is a messenger RNA of Phoenix dactylifera (date palm), 949 nucleotides long. Its product is annotated as transcription factor bHLH162-like. The record is from RefSeq and is a predicted model, not a curated record. Gene Ontology annotation, molecular function: RNA polymerase II transcription regulatory region sequence-specific DNA binding; DNA-binding transcription factor activity, RNA polymerase II-specific; protein dimerization activity. Gene Ontology annotation, cellular component: RNA polymerase II transcription regulator complex. NCBI's taxonomy places the organism in Eukaryota, Viridiplantae, Streptophyta, Magnoliopsida, Arecales, Arecaceae. Gene Ontology annotation, biological process: regulation of transcription by RNA polymerase II.